UAGAAUUUUCAAACGUUCUUAUCUUAAUUUACGUCGAUACUUAUUUUGUCAACUCGUAAGUUUCCUUUGAUUGUGGAACAUGUGUAUUAUCGAAUAAAUAAAACACAGAUUGAUACGAUGAGAUUAUAUCACACAAUUUUUUAUUCAAGUACUUGGUUCGAGUUUAGUUAUUGUCUCAUGAAGUAUUGAAGCCUUUGAAACGCUAAUGUUAUAAAUUUAUCGGUUGAAUAAAAUUUUACAAAAUGCUGCAAUCCUUUGUCAGAAGGUCUUUUUGGCAAACAAAACGACUAUCGGCCCUAUCUACGGAAUGUAAUUUCUAUUCAACAAAAGAAUCAGAUAAGAAUAACGAUUAUGUAGCAAAAAACAUUGAUCUUGGGAACCCUGAUGCACUUGACCGAAUGAAAAGGUGUUUAGUGAGAGACAUGGCUGAAUUAAAGCGUAAUUUAAUGUUUUGGAAAGAUUUUAAAAAUCCUGCAAUUUGUGAAAAAACUGGAAGAGUUAUUGAUUGGGAUGAUCCUCAUGCACCUAUUUUUCCAAAUCAUUGUGAUAUUGUGAUAAUUGGUGGAGGUGCAAUUGGCAGUUCUGUUGCCUACUUUACCAAACUUUUGGGAAACAAAAGUCUAAGGGUAGUGGUGGUGGAGAAAGAUGAUUCGUACAAGCAAGCAUCUACUGUUUUGUCUGUGGGUGGCUUACGACAGCAAUUUUCUCUUCCAGAAAAUAUAGAAAUGUCAUUGUAUGGAGCGGAAUUCAUUCGUAAUGCAAAUGAAUUUUUAGGAAUUGAAGGAGAAGCUCCUGUGGAUUUACAGUUCCAUCCAUAUGGAUAUUUAUCUUUAGCUACUGAGGAAACAGCAGAAAUAUUACAAAACAAUUCUGCAUUACAAAGAUCAUUGGGAGCCAAAAAUGUAUUGUUAAGUGCCAACCAGUUAAAAUCUAAGUUUCCGUGGUUAAAUGUGGAGAAUAUUGAAUUAGGUUGUCUCGGACUAGAAAAAGAAGGAUGGUUUGAUCCUUGGAUGUUGUUGUGUUCUUUGAAACGAAAAGCUUAUUCUUUGGGAGUUAAUUUUGUUAAAGCAGAAGCUGUAGGAUUUAAUUUUGAAUUUAAAUCAGGUACUGUUGUUACUGGAGAUUAUAGUGAAUUUGAAACGCCAAAUUAUUUAGUUGUUCGAACAGAAGAUGGAAAAUUGAGACCUAUAACUUUUAGCGAAUGUGUGAUAGCUGCUGGUGCUUUCAGUGGUGAUGUUGCUAGAAUGGUACAGAUUGGUACAAAAGCUCAUCAUAAAAUCCUGUCAAUACCUUUGCCAAUAGAGCCGAGAAAAAGAUACGUGUACUGUUUUCAUGCUCCUGAUGGACCAGGAUUAAAUACCCCAAUGACUAUAGACCCAUCAGGUAUGUAUUUCAGACGAGAAGGCUUGAAUAACAAUUAUAUUUGCGGUCUGAGUCCAGAAGAACACGAAGAACCUGCCACAGACAAUUUGGACGUUGAUUACGAAUUUUUUAACAAUAAAAUUUGGCCAAAACUAGCAAAUCGCGUGCCAGCUUUUGAAAAUCUAAAGGUCAAAUCAGCUUGGGCCGGAUUUUACGAGUACAACACUUUUGAUGAGAAUGGUGUUAUUGGCUACCACCCAUAUCACAGCAACAUUUUAUUUGCCACUGGAUUUAGUGGUCAUGGUAUUCAAAAAGCUCCUGCUGUUGGAAGAGCAGUAUCGGAAUUGAUAAAAUAUAGUCAAUACAAAACAAUUGAUUUAUCGAGAUUAGGUUUUGAUCGAUUUAUUACAGAGCAACCUUUACGGGAAGUUAAUAUUUGGUAAUUUUUUGUAAGAUAUUGUGUAAAUAAAUGUACAAAUAUUCUUUA
This is a messenger RNA of Copidosoma floridanum, 1849 nucleotides long. RefSeq names its product FAD-dependent oxidoreductase domain-containing protein 1. NCBI's taxonomy places the organism in Eukaryota, Metazoa, Arthropoda, Insecta, Hymenoptera, Encyrtidae. The record is from RefSeq and is a predicted model, not a curated record. Gene Ontology annotation, biological process: mitochondrial respiratory chain complex I assembly. Gene Ontology annotation, cellular component: cytoplasm.